Messenger RNA from Sinocyclocheilus grahami, 327 nucleotides. Its product is annotated as 60S ribosomal protein L18a-like. Gene Ontology annotation, biological process: translation. The transcript is spliced from 2 exons. Lineage: Eukaryota; Metazoa; Chordata; Actinopteri; Cypriniformes; Cyprinidae. The annotation marks the transcript as partial. The record is from RefSeq and is a predicted model, not a curated record. Gene Ontology annotation, cellular component: ribosome. Gene Ontology annotation, molecular function: structural constituent of ribosome.
UCUCUCUCUCUCUCUCUCUCUCUCUCUCUGCAGCUUCGGGAGUAUAAGGUUGUUGGGCGUCUCUUGCCCUCGGCUAAAAACCCCGCGCCCCCUCUGUACCGCAUGAGGAUCUUCGCCCCAAACCAUGUGGUGGCCAAGUCUCGCUUCUGGUACUUCGUCUCGCAGCUGAGGAAGAUGAAGAAAGCCUCUGGAGAGAUCGUCUACUGCGGCCUGGUCCAUGAGCAAUCGCCCCUCAAGGUGAAGAACUUCGGCAUCUGGCUGCGUUACGACUCUCGCAGUGGGACCCACAACAUGUACCGCGAGUACAGAGACCUGACCACGUCUGGA